AUGGUUGUCAUGAAGGAGGACCUCAACGAUGGACCUGCAGCGUCGGCGGUCAUCGCUUCUAUCGACAUCGGCCAGUCAACCGAGCCGCCCAUAGCGAAGCACUCCGGGUCCCGCAGAGGCCCAAAGAGACGCACAAAAACCGGUUGCUUAACAUGCCGAAAACGUCGAAUCAAGUGUGGCGAAGAGAAACCGAUAUGCAGUAACUGCGUCAAGUCCAAGCGUAUCUGUGAGGGCUAUGCUCGACCAGUUGUUUUCAAGAACCCACUGGGGGUCUUCGGAUCCUAUGGCCCAUCACAGACACAGGAUCAAAUGCAACAGCAUCAUAUGGGAGUUCCCCUAUACAAUGAUUUCGGUGCUCUGCCGGCCCAGCACGCAGCCGCGGCCGCCCAGCAUCCCAUGUUAGCCCCGCGGCCUAUUGACCCCGCGACGAUGGGAUAUCAUUCUAUCCAGACAUUUAAUCCCACACAGUUAGUAGGGGGGCAGCAGACAGGGAAUGCUCCUCAGUUUUAUUAUCCGGCGCCACCGACAGAGGCGCCCCCUCCGACAUGGUCUGCUCAGCCCCCGCAACAACAUCCACCAGGGCCACCGUCCGAUUAUUCACAAGUACAGGCUCAAUCAACAGGCUUAAAUGUGGAAUCAGUGCAGUAUCAAGAGUCAAUACCGCCACAUCCGCAACCCAUCAUCUAUUGGUCGAAUGUUCAGCAAGGUCAGGAGCUUGUACCAGCCUCUGUCCCGCCGCCUCCAGGGGGUUCUCAAGCAGAAGGCCCCGAGAACCCACUGUUCCCUCAGCCUCUUCAUUCGACAGAAGCCGUAUUCCAGUAUCAGCAGCAGCCUGGCCAAGUACCCCUGCAACUGGAUCCUUCUGGGCAAUAUGUUCAGCAAUAUCAACCUCAGGUUGUGUAUGUUGAGGAUGAGGAUGACGACUACUAUGAUGUGGAGUCCGACGAGGAGAUGGCGAACCAGACCCAAGUUGAAGGCUUCAAUCAGUUAAGUCUGAUUAUGGCCUCGGCGAACCACGAUGAUCGUCAACUUCGUUCGUUCACGACUCAUUUAAACGAACCUAAUAUUCUGGCCUCCUAUAAACCCAGUCUUGGAUCCAGUCCUCUCAAUAACCCUACAACAGCUCGCAUAUUCGCCCACUUCAUCCACUCGACCGGGCCCUCGUUGUCCAUCUUUGAACGCCACCCGACAGACGCCUCGAUCGUUUUGGGAGUCCCGGUUCCGCCUGCCCAGCAAGGACUUUGGACAUAUACCUUACCGCUUAUGGCUUUGGAGAACCCUGCGUUGCUCCAGGCUAUUCUCGCCAUCAGCAGCUUGCACAUUGCAUACUUGCAGGGCGUGCCCACUACCGUCUCCCUGAAACAUUAUCACUAUGCACUGAAGCGCAUUGGCCGAGCUGUCGGCCUACCACUGCGCCGCAAGCACAUUGGCACCUUGGCAGCCACUGAGCUUCUCGCAUAUUACGAAGUCAUAUCCGCGGAUCAUUCCAAAUGGAACAGCCAUGUCGCUGGUGCCGCGCAGCUGAUCAAGGAGAUUGACUUUGCUGGCACGACUCGAGAUCUUCGCGCCCACCGGCGAAGAGUCAAUGAACAGCGUCGACAGAUGGGGUGGUCCAACUCGAUGAUGUACCACCAUGGCCUUGGCCCCGAUCCAAGUGAAGAUGAUCCAUUUGCUGAGAAAGAGGGAAGCAUCGACCAAGAUCUCAUUGGACGACUGUUGGGACGAGCAGUCAACUUUGACGAGUUUGGACGUGUGGAAGAUGACUAUGGGCAUAGCCCAAAGAAGCAUUUCACACGCAAGGACAUCGAGAAUUUCCGAAUCCAGUGCGAUCUCUACUGGUGGUUUACUAAACAAGAUGUUUUCCAUAGCUUGGUCAGUGGAGAUAAACUUUUCAUGCCUUACUCUAUGCAGUGUCAAAGCCCACCACGAGCAGGUAUCGGGCGGAUUGAUGCUAUUUAUGGGUCAGCUGACCAUCUUUGGUUGUUGCUCGCGCGGGUGACAGACUUUGGGUAUCGCGACCGAAAACGAAAGCUACGGGCUCUGCGUGCUGCUGGAACAGAGUGGAGGCCCACACCAGGCAUGUUCAAGUUCAUGGGCCGGUUCUCUCGUGGUGAUCCGAGCAAGAUGAAGGGACCACCGGGGGCUGCUCCUGGAGGGUCCUCUCCUCAUGGUCCCCGCGGAGGACCACCGUCGUCGAGCUCGGUUUCUCCAAGAGGAUCGGGCCCUCCGUCAGAUUCGUCGGGAGGAUCACCUGGCCAGCGCGCCGGUCCGCCCGCGCCAGAUGGCCCUCCCAUGUACGGAAUGAUGCCACCACAGGGUCCGGUGCGCCUUCCAUCUGGAUUCGUUGAUGGCCGUCACGACCGGCGAGAGUCCCCCGAGGAGGAUGAGGCAAGUGACGAUUUUACAUAUACCGAAGCGGAGCGUGAAUGGGAGGAGAUUUUAGUGGCUAUGGACACCUUCGCCGAAGCCCUUGGCCGUGACUUUGAGCCACUUCCUGCAGACGUCACGCAGUCUAUUUCCACGCCAUUUGGACCGGCGCUCCAGUACCGCACGCACACGAUCGCGGUCGUCUGGGGUUUCUACUAUGCUGGUUGCAUCCUGCUCAAACGACUUCACCCUUCCAUGCCCCCGGCCAUGAUGAUGGCCGCGGGGGUUGCCGCUUCCACCACUACCGAUUACGCACAAAUCAUCGGUCGCAUCACUGGAGGUAUUUACUACCCGCAGCGCUACAACCUUGAAGCUGGCAGUCUCAGUCCAACGCUGGGCUCUUCACUGACGGAGAUGACGAUGCCGAUCUUCUUCGCUGCCGUGCAGUACAUGGAUCCCGCGCAGCGUGGCUGGACCAUCGCCAAACUGCGGGACGUCUCCCGACUCACAGGCUGGAAGACGUCCGACGCCAUCGCCGGUGGCUGUGAAAAGGCGUGGGUCGUGGCCGCUAAGCAUGGUCGCGGUCCGCCGUACGUGCGAUCCUUCGACACUGACCACCAACGUGCACCUCAUCCGCAGGAUAUCCUCGAGCGCGACCGCAACACGCAGUAUAGUGAUGACCGGCGGCUUGUGACGAUUAAGCCACCCGAUCGAGCCUAUUUGGCAAUGGGCCUGUUGAGCUUGGAGGGGGAUAUGCAGAUCUUGGAGUUGUAG
Penicillium daleae is the source of this 3141-nucleotide messenger RNA. RefSeq lists its product as uncharacterized. Gene Ontology annotation, cellular component: nucleus. The transcript has 5 exons. Gene Ontology annotation, biological process: positive regulation of transcription by RNA polymerase II. NCBI's taxonomy places the organism in Eukaryota, Fungi, Ascomycota, Eurotiomycetes, Eurotiales, Aspergillaceae. Gene Ontology annotation, molecular function: transcription cis-regulatory region binding; zinc ion binding; DNA-binding transcription factor activity, RNA polymerase II-specific. The record is from RefSeq and is a predicted model, not a curated record. Bases 1 to 3141 code for a protein of 1046 amino acids.